ACGUGACUUGUCCCCCCAAAUAAAAUGAACUGUUCCAAACAAGCUUUGAGGAUUCUGAAACAGGCAGGCAAGCACUGCUAGCAGCCAGUCGCCAAUCGGUCACCGUAUUAAGAGGUAGAACAUAAUGUGUCAGAAUUUUCUUUUCAUGAAUUUGAGUGUAAAGUUGUUCAUUUAUUGUGAAAACGCAAUAUUAUUGUUAAAAAGUAGUAUUGUGCCUGUGGAAAGCUGUUUUAUUGAAAAAUUCAACUCAGAAGUGGCUUUUUCGAGCCGCCCAAAUGUAAUUUGAAAUGAAACGUUUGCGCGUGGAUGAGACCGUGAAAGAAGGAAACGAACCUCCUUUGUCUGGCGGCGGUAUCGGUCAGGGCGGUGCCCUCUAUCGUCAAUCGCUGUCCAAUGUGGUAACUGCGUCUUUAUAUUCGGCGAACAGUCCCGCGAAUACCGUGAAAGUAGUGAGCGAAGGCAUGCAAUCUGGACUAUAUCCUCCCGCUCCGCCGGUCAGCUAUGGCCAUUCGUUACCGUCGGCCACCGCGCCGCAUUCUCUUAAACCACCGACGAUGUCCAUCCCAAUCGGCGGACAUUCCCAGUUACGCACUGCCGGCGGUUCACCUUCUGGGGCUGGACUCCAAGAAUCUGCGCAACAACAAUCGUCUAAUACCACAAAUUUCCAACGGUUGAAGGUCGAAGAUGCACUUUCGUAUCUGGAUCUGGUCAAGUACAAAUUCGGAUCGAAACCGCAAGUUUACAACGAUUUUUUGGACAUUAUGAAGGAGUUUAAGAGUCAGAGUAUUGACACCCCGGGUGUUAUAACUAGAGUGUCGAAUCUGUUUAAAGGAUUUCCCGAAUUGAUCGUCGGUUUCAAUACUUUUCUCCCUCCGGGUUAUAAGAUCGAAGUGCAACGUAACGAUCAGGGUUACGCGUUCCAAGUGUCCGUUAGUAUGCCGAGUCCGACCGGAACUAUCAACUCGGGACCGCAAGAACAUCGUUCGGCUAUGAUUUUAAAAGGUUCAGGAACUAUAAAUGUGUCCGGUCAACAACCGCCUCCGGGUCCGCCGAGCUCCCAACCGCUGUCGUUUACUCAACACAUCCCGCCCGUCACACCUCAACCACCACCAGCACCACAACCUCAGCAACAACCGCCGAUGGUUCAUCACACCCCUUCUUACGGGGGUAACGGCGCUCCACCGCUCACUUACGGUUCUCUGUCGUUGUCUGCAGCUCAAGCGGCGGUUACUCACGCCCUCCAGGGGAACACGGACACGCCGCAGAAUCAACCAGUAGAAUUCAAUCACGCCAUCAAUUACGUUAACAAAAUUAAGAACCGCUUCCAAGGACAACCAGAGAAGUAUAAGAAAUUUUUGGAAAUCUUGCACACUUAUCAAAAGGAACAGCGCACAUUGAAGGAGUCAUCGAGCAUAUCUAGCGGCAUAAAACAUCUAACCGAGCAAGAAGUUUACAGUCAAGUAGCAAAACUUUUUGAAAAUCAAAGUGAUCUGUUGACAGAAUUCGGGCAGUUUUUACCAGAUGCCACCAGUCAUACCAACCAGGUGCCAGUUUCGGAACACUCAAACUCCGUCAAAAAACUUCCAGUGAAACCGUAUAACCGUGAUCAUAUGCUGGAAAGACAUGGCGUUCAACAUAAACCCAGUCAUAUCGCUGGGGGGCCAGUUAAAAGAUCCCCGCCAUAUUCCAGUUAUCAACAUCGAGAUCAACCGCCUCCUAAAAAACACAAGAUUUCUUCCACUUGCCGAGAUGUUAGUCUCAGCGAAGCUGGGAAGUAUGGAACACUCAAUGAUUAUGCUUUUUUUGAUAAGGUACGAAAGGCGGUUCGAUCCCAGGAAGUGUACAACAACUUCCUCCGCUGCCUGACGCUCUUCAAUCAAGAAAUAGUCUCGAAAUCGGAACUCAUACAAAUCGUCACUCCGUUUCUCGGUAAAUUUCCCGAGUUACUUCGCUGGUUUCGCGAAUUUAUGGGUCAGAACGAAACCGAAGCGGUACCGUUCAACGUCGCUCGUAACGAGAGACCGCAAGGUGAUCACGCAUUAGAAAUCGAUCUGGCAACAGCGAAAAGAUUGGGCGCCAGUUACUGCAUCAUUCCGAAAGCGCAAGAAGGACUCAAAUGUUCAGGAAGGACUCAACUGUGUAAAGAAGUAUUGAACGAUCAGUGGGUGUCGUUUCCUACGUGGUCAGAAGAUAGUACGUUCGUUAGUUCGCGUAAAACUCAAUAUGAAGAAUACAUGUAUCGUUGUGAAGACGAACGUUUCGAACUGGACGUCGUGAUCGAAGUAAACGCCUCUACUAUUAGGGUUUUGGAAGGUGUCAAUAAAAAAUUGAGCCGAAUGAAUCCAGACGACGUUGCCAAGUAUAAACUUGAUGAUUGUCUAGGCGGAAAUUCACCUACAUUGCAUCAAAGAGCUAUCAAAAGGAUUUACGGUGAUAAAGCACAAGAUAUAAUCGACGGCUUAAAAAGGAAUCCAGCGGUAGCCGUACCUGUAGUAUUAAGAAGGCUCAAAGCUAAAGAAGAAGAGUGGAGAGAAGCCCAAAAAGGUUUCAAUAAAAUUUGGAGGGAACAGAACGAAAAGUACUACCUUAAGAGUUUAGAUCAUCAAGGAAUAAAUUUCAAACAAACGGAUGUGAAGGCGUUACGUUCGAAAAGUUUGUUUAACGAGAUCGAGACAAUUUUCGACGAGAGGCAUGAACAAAACGAAGAAGGGGCCGAACCUAUCGUCGGUCCGCAUUUGGUAAUACAAUAUAAAGACCGUACUAUUUUAGACGAUGCAGCUAAUCUCCUUAUUCAUCACGUCAAAAGACAAACCGGUAUCCAAAAAGGAGAAAAAAGAAGAAUCAAACAUUUAUUAAGGCAGUUUGUACCCGAUUUGUUCUUUCAUCCAAGGCAACAACUUAGUGACGAUGAAAGAGAAGAUGAUGAUGAUAAGGACGAUUGUGAUGAUAGCCCAAGUAGUUCGCCGAAAUCUGAUAAGGAAGUGAAGAAAGAAGGACCGAGUCCUGGUAAAUCUCCCGGUAGGGGAGAUAUUAGUCCCAAUUCCGUAAAAAUGGAAACUGAUACUAAGGACGAAGAACAAAAAGCGCUUUUACACGUGCAAACCAGCGAUCCUGUAAGUGAUGAAGCUUACACUCUUUUUAUGGCGAAUAAUAACUGGUACGUCUUCCUCCGUUUACACGCCAUUUUAUGUGAACGUCUGGCGAAAAUUUAUGAAAGGGCCGUAGCAAUGGCCGCCGAAGAGGCAAAAGCCCGUUCGAAUCGCAAGGAAAGUACGGCGAUAGCACUCCGAUUAAAACCGAAACCUCAUAUCGAAAUCGAAGAUUACUAUCCCGCUUUUCUUGAUAUGGUGAAGAAUCUCCUCGAUGGUAAUAUGGAGGCCAAUACUUACGAAGAUACGUUACGAGAAAUGUUCGGUAUACAUGCUUACGUCGCAUUUACGUUGGACAAAGUCGUGUCGUAUGCGGUGCGGCAGUUACAACAUUGCGUUACCGAACGGACGGCCACGUCUUGUCAGGAUCUGUUUUUGAAGGAACAGAAAAAGGGAGCUGCCGGAGGAUCCUGCGCCACGGCAUACAAAAGGGUUCACCAAGAAUUAGCUUACCAGCGGGCGGCGGAAAAGAUUGUCCAAGAUGAGAAUUGUUUCAAGGUUUUUAUCUACAAGGAGGAUUGUCGUAUGACGAUCGAAUUACUCGACGCUGAAAAUGAAGAUGGUAAAAAAGUAGACGAUGGGAAGAAAUGGAAUGCGUAUAAAGAGCGUUAUGUUGACAUUACUUUGGACUCGAAACCUAGAUCGCCGGUAUAUUUGGACAGGAAUUUGAGGUUAUAUCAAAGGAGGGUAGCGAACAAUGUGUGUAAGAACAAACGACAAAUCAGAAAUCAUCAGUCCAACAGGGAGGAAGAAUCCAGUGAGGAAAAUAAAAAGAUGGAUACCGAGAAUUUCAAUAUUCUAGACGCCAUUGAGAGGAAAUUGAACGAAAGAACUGUACCGGAGAGAGAUCAGACGGAGCAUCCCGGUUAUGAGGUCAACGAUGAAACCGAAUGCAAAUUUAAUGUCCAAGAUUCCAAAAUUAUGUUUACUGUCAGAAAAGAUAGUUAUUUGUACAAUAUUAGUGCCUUCCACAAAGCGAGAAAGUCUCAUCCGCAUGUAACGAAGAAAAAAGCGGGUCGUUUUCGGCAGUGGUUAAAACAUUGGACCAGUGAGCACGUUAGUGACAUUCAAGUGAAGCAGUGCACGGACUGGUUAAUGGGUAGGUGCGAGGGCGUAGUGCCCAACAGGACGCGUGUAUUAAAUGAUAACGAUAUAAAUAGGACUCCUUAUGUGCCCUACAACAGAUACCGUGUUGAACGUUUGGCGUCAUCCAACGAUGCUUCUUCCAACGUUUGAAAAUCAAAAAAAAAAUUUAAAAAGUAUCGACCGUUUCCUGGAAUGUCCUAACUUUAUGGUAUAAAGUGGAAUUAUUAAAAAAAAAACGUUCAAUUUGAAAAAAAAUUGUACGAAAAUGGAAUUUUUGAAAUUAAUUAAUUCCACGAAGCGGUCCAGAAUAUUUUUUGCAAUUUCGUGUUAAUUUUUUUUUAUAUAUAUAUUUAAUUGUUGUUUGUUAGAAGACAUUUGAACCGGUUCCUUAUGCAGGUGUAAAAUUUUAUGUGGUGCUGUGGCGGGGCUACCAAUUUUCUUUUUCAGGUUUAAUUUUUUCAUUGUCUCGUCACUUGGAUCUCAUAGUGAGUGUUCAAAGCAACUCGUACAUCGAAUUGUAAACGUCAAUCGAAUUUUAUCAUCAUUAAAUGAUAUCUAACUACUGUAAAAGUUGAAUUUGCAUUUGCAUAUUUUGGUUACAACAGUCCUAUGAAAUUUUUGAGGUAUUUUAUGUACUUACACAAACAAAUUUGAAGGACUAGUUUUCCUACGUUUCAUGGAUAUUUUUUAAAGUUAUUUCCUCUUUUGACAAUUUUAACAGAGUCAAAAGACAGUCCCUAAUUCUUAAACUGUAACUAUUUUGAAAGAUUCUUUGACUUGCAUUUGAACUACUUUUUAAUGUUUAUCAUAUUUGCAUUUCGUUUCGGUUACAACAGGAAUUGAAACAAAUUGGAAGGAUAAAGGACUAGUAACCACAUUGGAUUGGAAUCCUCAAAAAAUUUGACUUAAAACUAUUUUAUAUUCACACUAAGUUCUAUCUGUCUAAAAAUUAUAUAUUCUAUAAAUAUUUUCCCUAUAUGACAAAUUGAAAUACGUAUAUUUUACUCUGUAUAUUCGAACUUUCGACUAAAUUUUAGCAAAAAAUUGAUCCUUUCAUCAAAUAAGUACAAAAAUUAAAUUUAUAUAACUAUGAGUGAGCUUUGACCACUUACUUUCGGUAAAAUCAAGAAACAUUUGUGUGAACCAACCCUAUUAUUUUAUAUGAAUUUCAAAGUAUUUUAUUAAUUUAUUGAUUUUUUUUUGUGAAAAGGCCCUCGCAGUGAUACAAUUUUUAUAUAUUUAUGUACCUAUUAAGUAUGAAAACUCUUUGUAAUUGUUUGUUCAAAUUUUGAUCAUUGAAUUGAAUCGAUAAUACAAAGUUUUUUUGUCUUUUGAUUAUAAUAUGCAAUUCAACAUCGACCGAUUAAAAUAUAUAUUUAAUUGAAUAAAUGAACAUAAAAAUUGAAAUUUCGUUUCUUUUAUCGCGUUUCCAUGAGAUAGAAACUUGAUAACCCAGAAUUAUGGUCCAAACGACAUACUUUUUGCUGUUUGUCGAAAAGUACUAUUAAACCAUUUGGACCAUAACUCUUUUAAAAGUAUAUACCUUCCAUAUCCGAUACAUUAAUCAAGUAUAUAAUGAUAUAUACUUGAAAAAAUUCUUCCAAAGAUCCAUAUCAAGUUAGCUCAUUGACCUUUAAGCAUUCUUACUGUUCUAUAGAUUUUUUUUCGCUAUAUAGAAGCUGUCUGCUUUGAAAUUUCCCUGUUAAACCCAAAUUUUCAUAAUAUGUUUAUUUACUCGAAGCAGAAUGUUGGUCGAUGUUGAUUUGUAGCCCGACUUGCAGCUGAGAGUGCAAUACUGUUUUGUGUGUUUAAUUUUUGAAGAAAAAAAAAUACAAACAUGAGAAUUGAAAACUAGUAUUUGAAAUAUGUUCUAAAUAUAUCAUUUGCUGUUUGGUAAGAUAAAAUUUCAACAGUGGCAUGUCAUUUAGUUAUCGGAAACGAAGAAAAAAACAAA
Molecule: messenger RNA, 6189 nt
Organism: Diorhabda carinulata
Lineage: Eukaryota; Metazoa; Arthropoda; Insecta; Coleoptera; Chrysomelidae
Gene: Sin3A
Product: paired amphipathic helix protein Sin3b
Exons: 13
Coding region: 288-4385 (1365 amino acids)
Biological process (GO): negative regulation of transcription by RNA polymerase II
Cellular component (GO): chromatin
Molecular function (GO): transcription corepressor activity
Source: RefSeq, a predicted model, not a curated record